This is a messenger RNA of Sarcophilus harrisii (Tasmanian devil), 5063 nucleotides long. It is a transcript of the gene SYTL3, whose product is annotated as synaptotagmin like 3. Gene Ontology annotation, cellular component: plasma membrane; exocytic vesicle. The transcript is spliced from 16 exons. NCBI's taxonomy places the organism in Eukaryota, Metazoa, Chordata, Mammalia, Dasyuromorphia, Dasyuridae. Bases 1149 to 2516 code for a protein of 455 amino acids. Gene Ontology annotation, biological process: intracellular protein transport; exocytosis. The record is from RefSeq and is a predicted model, not a curated record. Gene Ontology annotation, molecular function: neurexin family protein binding; small GTPase binding.
CUGGUCUUUGUUUUGUUCUUGUGGUAGCAGAAACUACUCAAUAUAGAGCAAUCAUCACUGAGGAUGACAGCCUUAGCAGUCACAGCCCCCAUGAGCUAGAAAUCUGUGGUUCAAAGAACUGCUGCUCCUGCUUUGGACCAACAGGAAGGAAAGAGUAUGAAGUCAUUUUCUCAAACCAAAAAGCAAGAGUGACUUCCUUAUCUCUAGACAUGCUACCCUGGACUCUACUCCUAAGGCACACCAAAAGGGCUCUGAAACAGUAAGUCAGCAGUAUGCUUAUGUUCUUCAACAGCAAAGAUUCUCACAGAAGUGAUUGUGGUGAACGACCAUCCUAAGGAGUCUUCCUGAAGCCUAAGACUCUAACAACGGCACUUCCUGGCUUUAGCUCCUGAAUUUGUGCUGUAGGAUGAUUCUUGAAAAAUCCUGAUGAAAAGAAGACUAAGGAGAAACACAAAAAUCUGUCUUCAGUUGAGGAAACUGAGGCAAACAGAAGUUAAGUAUUUUGACAGAAUCACACAGAUGGUUUUGAACCAGGUUAUAGACUCUUUAGAGUUGGAAGAUCACUUAGAGGUCAUCUAGCCCAACUUUUCUCUCUAUGCAGAUCUACCGUCCAUAUCAUCCCUAACAGGGUUAAUCUUUGCCAGCCAUAAGUAAAUCAAUAAAAUAUUGCAAGUAAAACAAGCUAUUUAUAGUGUGUGUGUGUGUGUGUGUGUGUGUGUGUGUGUGUGUGCGUGUGUUUAACGAAAAUACCCCUUAACUUGCAGAUUGCCUUUUGCCUGCCAAAAUAUCUACCUGGGACCACACCUUGCCUUUGGAACCAACUCUCCAAUGUGGAGAUGUUUUUGUCUUUGAAGGAUGACCAGUGAAAACACCAGAGGGCAAAGCGGUUUAGGAAAUAAAGAUUUAAGCACAGAAAAACAAACUCUUGAUGUUUUCCCCUCCCAAAGUGCAUGACACAUUGGGGGAAAAAAAAGAACAAAAAACAAAGAACGAAACCACAAUCACCAAUGAAAUAAGAGAGGUUAGCUCUUUCAAAAACUCUUAGUCACUAUUCUUCACAGGCAUUGAAGCCAAAACAACAGGGGGAAUUGUUUGGUGGAAUGAGGUACCUAACCAAGUUUGGGAUCUGGUAAAUAAAGAACGAGAAGAUGACCCAAGAAGUUAAUCUGAAUUCCCUCAAGGAGCCGGAACGUGAGAUGGUGCUUCAGGUCUUGUACCGAGAUCAGAUGGUACAAAAGGUCGAGGAGGAAAGGAUAAGGAAACUGAAAUUGCACCUGCAGGAUCUUCGAUGGGGACCAGCAAAGAACAUAAAUCAGGAAAACAAAGAGAAGUUCUGUGCACGGUGUCAGAAAUCUCUGGGUUUGGUGAUAAAUCGAGGAGGUGUGUGUCAGGGUUGCAGCCACCGAGUAUGUUCCGAGUGUCGAGUCUUUCUGAGGAAAACCUACAUGUGGAAAUGCACUGUCUGCUUUGCUGAUGGAGAUGCAAAAAUAAAAACUGGAGAGUGGUUUUUUGAGGAACGAGCCAAGAAAUUUCCAGCUGAAAGCAAACACGAAACAGCUGGUGCAAAGCUCUUGAAAUCUUAUCAGAACCUGAGCAAAAUUUCCGUGGUUCCUCCCACUCCACCUCCUGUCAGCGAGAGCCAUAAUGAAUCCAACACAGGGGAACUUGGUCAGCUUAAAGGAUUUAAUAAAUCGAUGGAAAAUUUGUUUCUCUCUCUUACCACACACAUAAAAAAAAUCUCCAAGUCCCAGAAUGACAUGACUUCUGACAAACAUCUCCUCACAACCAAUUACAGGGAGGGUAUGGACCAGAAGGAGAGGAGGAGCCAAUCUGACACUGCCAUCAACUUGACAACCAGGACUGCCUUCGUUCCAGAUGAUCUUAAACCCGUUAACCAAGAAAGUUAUGAAAGCUUUAUUAAUCCCAGUUUGCAGCAAGAAGAUAUUUUGCCUACUUCUACAAAUAGCAUCGUGUUCUCUGAUGGCAUCAAAAGUGGAAGUUUGGUGAGCAUUAGCAGCACUUGUACAGAAGUGGGCAGUUUUGACAAUGCUAAUGUCUCUGGAGAAAUACUAUUUGCCCUUCAGUAUGACUUUAAGGUUUCCACAUUAGAAAUCUGCAUCCAAGCCUGUAGGAACCUAGCCUUUGGAGAAGAAAAGAAGAAAAAAUGCAAUCCCUAUAUAAAGACCUAUCUGCUACCUGAUAGGGGCUCUCAGGCCAAGAGGAAGACAAGUAUCAAAAAGAACACUGUGAAUCCUCUCUUUCAUGAGACUCUGAAGUACCCCGUGGAGUAUUCCCAGCUGCAGACCCGGCUACUCCAGAUCUCCGUGUGGCACUUAGGAACGCUCACCAGGAAAGUGUUUCUGGGAGAAGUUUUGAUUCCUCUGGCUUCUUGGAACUUUGAAGAUAGUGCAUCCCAUUCAUUCCACUGGUAUCAGCUCAAAGCUAAGAAUCAAAGAACUGCAGAAUCUCAGAGUUGGAAGAGAUCUCAGAAGCCAUCUAGUGCAACUUUUACCUAAAGAAGAUCCUCUCAAAAUACAAACUCUGCAAGUGUUUGUCCAGCCUUACUUCAAGUGCUCCAGGGAUGGGGGGAGCCAUUCCACCAAGAUCUCCCCCUUUACCCCCAAUUUCUACCUUGACAUUGUGCUGUUGGCUGGGAAUUUUUUCCCUAACAUCAAGCCUAAAUCAGGCUUUCUGCACCUUGUGUCCAAUGUCUAUAAUUCUGCUCUCUGAGGUCAAGUAGAACAAGUAAUAGCCUUCUGAUCCUCAAAGCUAGCUACCAUGUCUUCCCUGCCCUCUCUGGUUAAACAUUCCUGGAUCCUCCAAAUGACCUUUAUAUGUAUGGUCUUACUGCCUUUCAUCAUCCUGGUUAUUCUCUUCUGGAUGCACCUGUUAAUGUCCUUAAAAUGUAUGGCCCCCCUAUGAACACAGUGUUCCCAGUAGGGGCUGAACAGAACAGAGUCCAUAUGAUCACAUUUGCUUUUUUUGGCUGCAGUAUCAUCCUGUUGAUGUAUAUUGACCUUGCAGCCUAUCAAGUCCUACCUCCCCCCAAGUCUUUUUCUGAUAAACUACUAUCUUCCUUCCACCUUAUCCUUGUAAAUGAUAUAUUUUUUAAAAUCCAUGGUACACAUUAUAUUAUUUUUUCUUGUUAAGUUUCAUAUCUUAAUACGAUCCACAUUUUUGUUCUCAACACUGACUCAAUCGGGGGGCAUCUCAGAUUUCUUUCCACCCUCCCAGGGGUAAUUUCUAGCACCAUGUCAUCUCGAUAGUUAGCAUCUAAAGAAUGUCCUGAUGCUUCUAAAUACUUCCACCACCACAAAAGUGCCAGCAAUUUUCUCCUAGCCCAACCCCUGAUGUACAGCUGUUCUGCCUCCCAACAUGAAUGAUGAGCCUGGAGAGAAGUUUUGGGGAGAGUCUUCAUGAGUAAUCAGAUUCAUGGGUAAUCCCACAUUCUUGCUUUUGCCAUCAAUCCCUUUCAUUCACCAACAAUUCCAUCAGCACUGGAAAAAUGUUAACACUGUUGUUUUGAUCUAAUCUUUCUCUUUGACCUUUUGUUCCUUCUACCAGAGCGGCUACAUAGCUAUAGCAUGGCAGAUAUUAGGUAGGUAGAGGAGAAACUGGAGAACUGAAUAAUCUAUAAGCUCUAUUUGUGUUUUGAGUAAUCAAGAUUUGACUUUUCUUUUGAUGAGGGAGGGGAAGGAGUACUACCCUUCUUCUAAACAAAGAUAUUGGUAGCAAGGUAAAUCAAACUGGCAUUUUUUUCUCCCCACCCAGAAUUUUAUGAUCCUGGGCCGGUAGUCAGGUGGCAAUUUCCAAGGCUGAUUAAAACAUUGGCAAACAUGAUCCAGUAGCACUGGGAAAGGACAGUCAUCUUCAAGCAACCAAGCAUGUCAGCCAUAGUCAUGAAUUUCUUUCAAGCAAUAAAUACCUAAUAAAAGUCCUUUAAUCAAUAUUUCUCAAGGACCUGUGAACUAUUAGAGGAACUCCAAAGGUACAUCACAUACUAAUUAUGUAUGUAUUUUAAUGUGCCAAAUCUCUCUUAUUGCCCUAUCAAGCAAUAAGCUUAGAGAGCCUUAUUCUCAAACUGAUCAAAAAGUACUAAUUUUAUUAUAAAGAAAACAACUUUGAAAGACAUGAGAACUCUGAUGCAACAGCUAAAAGUCUAGAAGACAAAUGAUGCAAAUCAUCCACCACUUGACAGAGAGAUGAAAGACUCAAGAUGGCAAAUAGACAUAUUUUUGGACCCAGCCAACUUAAGAAUUUGUUUGCUUGAUUAUAUAUUUAUUACAAAUGACUUCUUUCUUUUUUUCCAGGCAUGGGGAGUGAAAAAAAAGAAAAAGAAAAGAAAGAAAAGGAAAUAAAAAAAAUAAAAAGAUAGAAAGAAGGAAAGAAAAGAGGGACAAAAAAAAGGAAGGAAGGAAGGAAGAAAAGAGGGCCAAUGAGAUAUCUUUGAAAAAAAAUGUAAAGAAGAGAAUGGAGGCCCGAACAGUACAGUUUUGCAGAACAGCUUUGAAAACCAGUCUUUACUUUUUAUAUACUUAAAGAAAAACAAGCUCUAUACAAUAGAACUCUUCAGUUUCAUGUAUAAUCCUCUUUUUCUGUUCUAUGAUGUAUUUAGAAACGCCCAUUUUAUUUGGUGUUAAGUUCAAAAUAAAAGUCUACCAUUUCAUCUAUGAAGUCUUUUUUGAAUACCAGCCCCAAAAUUGUUUCUUCCUCAACUGACUAUUCUAAAUGCCUCUUCCACAUUCAUCAUAUUCUAAUUUAUAAUGUGCAUAUCAUAGUUUCUCUACUAGUUUAUAAGCUUAAGCCUUGAGAGGAGAUAUCUUAUUUAUUUCUAUAUCCUUUUCCUUUUCCUGGCUAUUUAUUAUUUAAUAAUAAUAUUAAUAAUGAUAAAUCUGCUAUUUACUACUUCUGGUAAUUUAGUCAUCACUUUGCCCCUUCACCCUUCAGUUUUCUUGUUGCCAAAAAGAGUUGAUGAUAGCUAGUAAUGAUGAUUAUAUCUUUUCAGUACUAAAUAUGCAAGGUACUAAAGUGGACCUGGGGUUCCAAAAUGACAAAUAAUAAAA